Cyphellophora attinorum is the source of this 750-nucleotide messenger RNA. RefSeq lists its product as uncharacterized. The record is from RefSeq and is a predicted model, not a curated record. The transcript has a single exon. Lineage: Eukaryota; Fungi; Ascomycota; Eurotiomycetes; Chaetothyriales; Cyphellophoraceae. Gene Ontology annotation, molecular function: oxidoreductase activity. The coding region runs from base 1 to 750 and encodes 249 amino acids.
AUGACACAAUACAACAUCUCCAUAACCUCCGACAUAGUCUGCCCCUGGUGCUACAUAGGCCACACCCGCCUCUCCCGCGCCAUCACCCACCACAAAUCCAUCCAUCCCAACGACACCUUCCACCUCUCCUACAAAUCCUUCUACCUCAACCCCGCCGCCCAAACAGGCGACUAUUCCCAACCGCCCUUCCCAAUCCCUUCUUCAAACCGCAGGGAGUACUACGCCAGCAAAUUCGGGCCCCAACGCGCCAUCCAGAUCGAGCGCAUGAUGAUCGAAACCGCCGGUCGGGAGGGGCUAAAUUUCAGCUUUGACGGGAAGACUGGACCGUCGAGGAACGGGCACCGCUUGGUGCGGUACGCGCAGAAUCAUGGUGGCGAGGAUGCGCAGAAUCGGGUUAUGUUGGGGCUGUGGAAGCGGUACUUCGAGGAUGCAGUCGAUAUCACUACUUUGGAGACGCUGACUGAGGUGGGUGUGGAGGCUGGAUUGGGGAACGAGAAGGAAGUGAAGGCGUAUCUCGAAAGCGGGAAGGAUGCUAAGGAGGUGGAUGAUGAGGCGGAGGAGGCAAGGCAGAAGGGCAUCAAUGGUGUGCCGAACUAUGAGAUCCAGGGCAUUUGGGAGGUCAGUGGCGCGCAGGAGCCGAGGGCUUUUGAGCAGCUGUUUGCAAGGUGGAAGGAGAUGGAGAAGAAAAAGGGCGCCGCGGAGGCGGCCAACGGGACCAAUGGAAGUAGUGGAGGCGCGGCGUGUCUGUGA